CAGCUUCUUAAGCGUACCUAUUUGCUGUCCUUCUGAAACGGCCUCAAUCCUACAUUCUUCUUUCCUCAAUACAGCUUACUCUUCCCGGGUUUGGGAGAGCUUCCCCGCACCUACCGCUGCACAGCAUCAUGUACGUCGCAAACGGGCAUACACUCGGAGAAAUUACGUCCAGGAGAACCUGUUUUAGCUAACGAUGAUCCCACCUAUCUCUAGGCGCAUCACGGUAAGCGUAAUUCGCCCGGACCAGGCCGAUGCCGAUAUUAUCUCCCUCGAAGUCGGGGCGGAUAUGACCGUCGAGCUCCUGAAAGCUAUUGUUGAAAGUGAAACCUCGAUACCGCCCGACGCCCAGCGACUCGUAUAUAACAAUCAACUCCUCGGUGAUGACUCCCGUACGCUUGAGCAAGUCGGCAUCGGUGAAGGGGAUAUGCUCGGUGUCCAUGUGACGCUGCGAGGACCCCCCGCGCCCACCCGGAGCAUAGGAGGUCCCAGCUCUGCUGCCGCCCAACAAAAUCUGCAGCGGCGCCAGGCUAUGACCCCAGAUCCCGAGACAAUUCGCCUACAUAUUUUGGGUGACCCUCGUGUGCGGGAAGCCGUCCGAAGGCAGAACCCGGAGUUGGCGGACGCUGCCAACGAUGCGCAGCGGUUCCGCGAGGUCCUCACCCGACAACAAACCCGCGAAGCUCAAAUGGAGGCGGAGAAAGAAGCGCGGAUUGCCAUGUUGAAUGCCGAUCCUUUCAAUCCCGAAAAUCAGAAGCAGAUCGAAGAGAUCAUUCGUCAGAAUGCUGUGACGGAAAACCUCCAUAAUGCAAUGGAGCAUCAUCCGGAGUGUAAGUCGGACCUGCAAGUGUUCAUAAUUUGCGGAGCUGGUGAUUAAACAUACAGCACAGCAUUCGGUCGCGUAACCAUGUUAUAUAUCCCUGUCGAGGUCAACGGCCACAAACUCAACGCUUUUGUCGACUCCGGUGCACAGGUCACCAUCAUGUCGCCAGAAUGUGCGACC
Messenger RNA from Aspergillus aculeatinus CBS 121060, 1000 nucleotides. RefSeq names its product putative DNA damage-inducible v-SNARE binding protein Ddi1 (gene ddiA). The record is from RefSeq and is a predicted model, not a curated record. Gene Ontology annotation, molecular function: protein binding. Lineage: Eukaryota; Fungi; Ascomycota; Eurotiomycetes; Eurotiales; Aspergillaceae. The coding region runs from base 194 to 874 and encodes 226 amino acids. The transcript has a single exon.